Nicotiana tabacum (common tobacco) is the source of this 968-nucleotide messenger RNA. NCBI's taxonomy places the organism in Eukaryota, Viridiplantae, Streptophyta, Magnoliopsida, Solanales, Solanaceae. The record is from RefSeq and is a predicted model, not a curated record.
AAUUUCUGAAUUUCCCAGAUGACGUGCCUCCUUAUGCCACUUCAGAUGAGAGAAUUGUUGAAAUUCAUGGAGAGGGCUUGAAGGUGCUUGAUGCUUUGGAGGCGGUAUUGGGACAACUGAGAAAGUUUUUGGUUGAUCAUAGUGUGAUACCUAUAUUUGAAAAGACGUGCAAUGCAAAUAUCUCUCAAGAUCGGCCAGCGGAGUCCUGGGCUGAUAAAUCACAAUCCUCAAAUUUUCCACCUUCUGUUCCUGCACCUACAUCCCAAGCUCUGGCAGUUUCUGAUUAUUCUCUUUCCAUGAACCGAGACACUUACUUCCUUGAUCGUGAUCCCACUCUGGACUCUAAGCUUCGGCCCUCUACACUAUCUCUGUAUGGACAGGAUCCUGGACUUGGUGGCUUGCGAACUUCUGUAGCUGGCCGAACUGGUCCCAUUGUAACACAGAUGACAAAGGUAAUGCAAGUACCCCUGUCGUAUGCUGAAGAUAUCAUUGGUAUUGGAGGAGCCAAUAUAGCAUAUAUUCGCCGCACAAGUGGGGCAAUUCUUACUGUGCAAGAGAGCAGAGGCUUGCCUGAAGAGAUAACUAUAGAGAUUAAGGGUACCUCGUCAGAGGUUCAAACAGCCGAACAGCUUAUUCAGGAGUUCAUUAGCAACCACAAAGAGCCAGCCCCGAGCAUAUAUGGGAUGGGUGAGCCUGGAUUUGGUUCUUUUUCACGUUUCAGUGACUCCUAUUCAUCAUCUUCGUUUCAAUCUCAGCGUUUAGGGGGGUAUGGAUCUUCUAGUAUAGGUGGAUACAACAGUUUUAGAUACUAAGAGCGGGUAGGCUUUAGAAUAGUUCCUGGGAAAGGUUCUCUUUUACAACUUGUGGAACCCUACUUUAAAAUGGAUUCAUGUAUGUAAUUAACUUUCUUAAAUUCUAAUGAAAAGUUAGUAUCGAAACUUAGUGGUAGAUAAAAGUUAUUAUUGUCA